This is a messenger RNA of Silurus meridionalis, 1772 nucleotides long. It is a transcript of the gene adkb, whose product is annotated as adenosine kinase b. The transcript is spliced from 11 exons. The coding region runs from base 205 to 1242 and encodes 345 amino acids. Gene Ontology annotation, molecular function: adenosine kinase activity. Gene Ontology annotation, cellular component: cytosol; nucleus. Lineage: Eukaryota; Metazoa; Chordata; Actinopteri; Siluriformes; Siluridae. The record is from RefSeq and is a predicted model, not a curated record. Gene Ontology annotation, biological process: purine ribonucleoside salvage.
CUCGGCUGCUCUCCGAGUCCGUUUCCGGUUUGUCUGACGUUUCCGCGCGAGGACAUUGCACACGCUGCACAUGCAGCUCGCGCCGCUCCCGCUGCCGUCACCUGCCCGCUGCUGCCCCGAGUGUUAGUGUGGAUCCGGUGCGCGUGCACGCCCGCGGAGGUUCUGCUUUUCCGCACUUCCUGAAAACGGUUCCGUUCUGACGUCAUGCCUACAGCCAGUGAGAACGCGCUGUUUGGGAUGGGUAAUCCCCUGCUGGACAUCUGUGCCGUGGUGGACAAAGACUUCCUGGACAAGUAUGGCCUGAAGCCCAAUGAUCAGAUCCUGGCAGAGGAGAAGCACAAAGCACUGUUUGAUGAGCUUGUGAAGAAGAGUAAAGUGGAGUACCAUGCUGGCGGCUCGACGCAGAACUCUGUUAAAGUGGCACAGUGGAUGAUCCAGGAGCCCCACAGGGUAGCGACGUUUUUCGGCUGUAUAGGGAAAGAUCACUUCGGGGAGAUCCUGAAGCAGAAAGCAGCUGAAGCUCACGUGGACGCACAUUAUUAUGAACAAAUUGAACAACCGACUGGAACCUGUGCAGCGUGUAUCACCGGGGACAACAGGUCCCUGGUUGCUAACCUGGCAGCUGCAAACUGUUACAAAAAAGAGGAACAUCUAGAUCUGGAGAGUAACUGGAACCUGGUGGAGAAAGCGAGAGUCUACUACAUUGCUGGUUUCUUCCUUACUGUAUCUACGGAGUCGGUGUUGAAGGUGGCCAAACACGCGAGUGACCACAACAAGAUCUUUGGUCUGAACCUGUCUGCUCCUUUCAUCAGUCAGUUCUUCAAACAGCCACUGACGAGCGUCAUGCCCUAUGUUGACAUCCUCUUUGGCAACGAGACGGAGGCAGCUACAUUUGCAAAAGAGCAGGGAUUUGAGACGGAUGAUAUAGAAGAGAUUGCACGCAGGGUUCGGCUCCUCCCCAAAGUGAACAAGAACAGACAGAGGAUCGUGGUGUUCACUCAGGGCCAGUACGAUACCAUCGCUACCGUGGGCGAGAAAGUGAUGAGGUUCCCGGUGUUGGAUAUCGACCAGAAUGAAAUUGUGGACACUAACGGAGCAGGGGACGCUUUUGUAGGAGGGUUCCUCUCAGAGCUGGUUCAGGAGAAAACUCUGGAGCAGUGCAUCCAUGCAGGUCACUACGCUGCUAACGUCAUCAUCCGACGAUCCGGAUGCACCUUCCCUGAGAAACCAGACUUCCAAUAAAAUACACACACACCUCUUUUUCUUUUUUUUCCCUCUCUCUCAAUCCACCUCUUUCUCCUACAAUGUGUGUGACGUGACUCGUGUACCUCUACGUUUGUUUACACGUGCUUCCAGGGCAUUCUAAAACAAAAGGAAAGUUUGUCUAGAUGUAACCGUGUUGCGUCUGGACCGGUGCGGAGAAAAGCACUUCCAGAGCCGUGUAUCAGCGACAGAAAGUGAUCCGUGCUCUCUGAUAUCUACACGUACACAAGUCUUAGAGAGAGUGUGAAAGAGUUGUUUAUCAGGUCUGUACGAGACGGGACGCUGUGCUGGAGUGAAUCUGUGGGUAUGAUCCAGCGCUCUGCUCUCACUUUAUUAACUGGAGUGUUUUAAAUACUUCAUCAUACACUGUCUUCGUGUUUGUUUCCUGCAGCAUAACAAACUCUUAAAAACACGCACAAGUCUUAAAUAUGGAGCAUAUACAUUGUCUUACACACACACUCUGAUAUACAUAUAUAAAUAAACACACUCCAAUAAAGAGGAAAAUGAUU